AUGUCGUUUCUUUCAAAUAAAUACCGUGCUCUUGUCGUCGGUGUCACUUUUCUUUGCCUCACUGCCAUCAAUUCGAACUAUAUUGUGGUCAAUUUCACGAUCAUUUGUAUGAGCGGAGAUAUGAGCGAAACGAUCACACAACCAAAUGGAAAUGUGACCUCUCGAUACGCCUAUACCCCGGCACAGCAGAGUAUGGGGUUGUGGGCGGUGGCGUUGGGCAGUGUGAUUGGCACUUUCCCCUACAGUUGGGCUUUCAUUCAAUAUGGAGCCAGAUUCCCAUUCCUUCUCGCGGGUCUCCUGUCAAUGGGCGCCACUGCAGCCAUCCCCUUGGCCGCUCACUUAUCAUUCAUUGGUGUCCUUUUUCUGCGUUUUAUCCAGGGUGUCUCUUACGCAGCUGAUUUCUCUGUAUUGGGUGUAGUGACGGUGAAAUGGGCCCCAUUGGAUGAGACGAGUAUCUUCAUCGCAAUUAUGACCUCAUUUGUCACGUAUUCGCCAUUCAUCACGAAUCUUGUCUCGUCUUGGUUUUGUACCUCGUCACUUGGUUGGAAGUUCUCUUUCUAUGCACAUGCCGCUUUCACGGCCGUUUGCUUUGCUGCCUGGCUUGGCAUUUACGGAGACGAGCCAUCAAAGCACUCACGCGUGAAAAAGCAGGAGUUGUUGAAGAUUCAAAAGGACAAGACAAAGGAACACUUGGAGGCGGAUAACUUUGUGCCUUAUAAGGCGAUUCUCACCACUCCGACGGUGUACGCGAUUUGGCUAAACGGUUUCGCUGAGAUCACCACGAUCACCGUUUUGCUCACCUACAUGCCUCAAUAUUUUCAUACGGUUCUCGGCUUCGACGUGACCUCGACGGGUAUCCUCUCCGCGGUAGCUGCGCUCAUUCACGCUCCUAUCAAGUACAUCUCCGGGUAUUGCAGUGACAAAAUAACAUGGAUAAGCGAGCAUCGAAAGCUGCAAAUCUGCAACUUUUUCGCCGUUGGCUUGGCGGGUCUUUUCUUCUUUGCAAUCGGAAUUGUCAAGAAGAGCGGUGAUGGAGUGACCGGAGUGGCACUUUUCUUCGCGAUUUACCUUGUAAUGGGCGCGAAUUGUGGAGCUUAUUGGAAAUGUGCGGCGCUUGUUUCAAGACAAUAUGCUCAUUUUGUUCUCUCGGUGAAUCAAUUCAUGAAAUGCUUAGCCUUAGCGACAGCGCCGGGUAGUUGGCUGCUCUUUGUACGGGAUGAGAAAGAUGUUGUUCAAUGGUCUUACGUGUAUUACCUCAACGGUGCUUUAUUGAUUGUGGCAAAUGUUGUUUUUUUCUUCAUGUGUUCGGAUAAACCAGCGGCUUUCACGAAAAUGACUCGAGAUAAUCCAACGGGAAAAAUGCUUGCAUCACCCGACAAUCAUCUCGAGAGAAUACAUCAAGAAACAAUCAUUCCUGCA
This is a messenger RNA of Mesorhabditis belari, 1419 nucleotides long. The record is from the annotation of a GenBank genome assembly. Lineage: Eukaryota; Metazoa; Nematoda; Chromadorea; Rhabditida; Rhabditidae.